Molecule: messenger RNA, 217 nt
Organism: Eruca vesicaria subsp. sativa (arugula)
Lineage: Eukaryota; Viridiplantae; Streptophyta; Magnoliopsida; Brassicales; Brassicaceae
Source: the annotation of a GenBank genome assembly
GUUUCUAACGGACAAUCGUCUGGGACGGAGCGUCUCAGAUAUCAUCAAAGCAAACUUCCGGGAUCCACAUCCGAAUUGGAAGCUUACACCAGACCACGUUCAAAGGACUUGGUACAAAUGUUUUGCGUUUAUCCCGAGGAAGAGGGGACGGAUGAUCAAGAUUGGUAUGGUGAACGAUGUCCCGAGGGCUAGAGCAAAAUGCUGCAAGACUGCAUGA